AACUGUUUACUUUCUUCGUUGGCAGACAGAUCCUGAUAGAGCUCCUCGGUGUGAAUGAGCAGCUGGCAGCUGGUUUCUGCCUCCUCUGACAGACCGACAUGAAGCUGCUGGACGAGCGGAUCUGGUCGCUGUUUAAGCUUCACUGGCAGUGCACCAUCACCUACUGGAGCGUCUUCUUCAGCUUCGGUCUGUGCAUCGCCUUCCUGGGACCCACAGUCCUGGACCUGAGGUGUCAGACCCACUCCACCCUGGGACAGAUCACCUGGGUCUUCUUCUCUCAGCAGUUCUGCCUGCUGGUGGGCAGCAGCCUGGGAGGACUCUUCAAGAAAACACUCCUGUCCUCCCUGUUAGCCCUCUUCACCUGCACUCUCAUCAUCUCACUAGUGUUUGCCAUCAUACCGCUAUGUGACCACGUGGCACUGCUGUCUAUCGCCAUGGCGAUUGCUGGCUUAGCCAUGGGAGUGAUUGACACCAUUGCCAACCUCCAGCUGGUGAAGCUGUACCAGAGGGACUCCGCCAUCUUCCUGCAGGCCUUGCACUUCUUCAUAGGCCUGGGAGCACUGGUCAGUCCUCUGGUGGCUGAUCCUUUUCUGGCAGAGGACUCCUGUGUCCUGGGUGCCAACUGGACCGCCAACUCCUCCUCUUCCUCAGACCUAAAUCACCUCCGCAGCAGCCAGGCCGGGCAUGGAGCAACGAUACGCAACAUCUCCGAGUAUCCUCUGCACACCGAGGGUGUAGUCAUCACCAGGGUGUCGUACGCUUUCUGGAUCAUGGCUCUUAUCAAUCUCCCUGUGCCAGCAGCAGUGCUCGCUUUAAUGUACCACGAGAGACUGCUGCCUUGCUUCAGCAGCAGUCCACCUCUGCUCGACAGAGACUCCAACGCGAGCCCCACUGAGUACAGUGGUCAAGGUCAGGGGAGUGUGUUUGGUUGCUGUAACCCUGCCAAACUCCGGGGUCGCCCUGCUACUUUCUUCAUUCUCCACGCUCUGGGUGGGGCCAUCCUCUUCAUCGCUGAUGGGAUUAUAGGCUCCUACGCUGGCUUCGUCUACACCUACGCAGUGUCCCCUCCUCUGCUGAUGGGUCAUAAGACAGCUGGCUGUCUGAACAGUGUGUUCUGGGCCUCCAUCACUGUAGGAAGACUGGCUUUAAUCUACCUGUCCUACAGAUACACAGCACCCAGGCUGCUCACCUUCAGUCUGGUGGGGGUCAUCGUGGUGCAGUGCCUGUUGUUGAUCUUCUACACCAGUAGUGUGUUUCUCUUCAUUGGUACGUUUGUGUUGGGACUGUGCAUCAGCAGUGUGUUCCCGUCCAUGCUGGCAUUCACAGAGGACAUACUGGACUACAAAGGUUGUGCCACAACUGUCCUGGUGACCAGUGCCAGCACAGGAGAGAUGAUGCUGCAGCUGCUCGUUGGAUCGGUGAUCCACAGUCAGGGCAGUUACAGUUUCCUGUUGUGUUGUACGAUAUCAUCAUUCAUCGGCCUCUGCCUGUUCCUGCUGCUCCUCUGUGUCAAGCACAAACAUAUAAACUGCUGCACAGAUUCGUCUCAAAACACAGUCAUGAAAGAGAAACCAAUGACUGGAGCUUCGUGAUGUGAGGAGUCGAGGGGGAGACCACAGGACACACAUGACCGAGGGCUUCGCUGUGGACGAUGGAAAAGGAGCACGGGAAGAACAUUCCCACAUCUCACCCCAGUCUGGGAAUAGGAGCUUCAUCCCGUCCUCCUCCAAACCGAACACUUUGAACCCAAAGAGAUCUUCUUUCAAGCCCGAUGAUCAACGAGCAGCUCGAUGGACGACCACUACUUGACUUAAUAACCUACUACUCUCGCAGCUCAGUGUAACUCUGCUGCAGCGUGAUUCAAAAGCCACUUUAAUGAUGAAGUAUUGCCUUUUCAGUAUGAAUGUAAAUACAGGUUCGUACGCAGUAUGGAAUUUGAUUUUUCAUUUGAACAGAGACUAUGGAACAUUUAUGUUUCCAGAUUAUUCUGUUUUUAUAGAAUUUAAAAUGCAGAAUUUCUAAAAAUAAAUGUAUCAUACAAGCAGAGUGUUUUUCAUGGCGUUUAGAGCAGCCGUAAUGUUUACUACUGUGUGAGAGCGCGGAACAGAGCGAGCGUGAUGUCAAAAGCAAGGCAAGAAGUAGACUACGGCGUGAGACUGAACACACUCCUACGCAGAGUUGCCUUUACACCUGUAUGUCACAGCAAGGCCGACGCGUCCAUAUAGGCGAACUAGGCCUGGGGCGAAAUGUGGGACAACUAUAUUUACAUGUAGUACCUUUAAAUUAUGACUGGUAUUUAGCCGGUGUAAAGUUUCCCGGUGGCCGAACGGAGCCGUCAGACAUUAACAACACACGAUGUAAUGACAGGAUACAGAGACGUGAUUAGUUAGAGAUCUUUUAUUAUUGGUCUCACCCAUCUCUUCUCAUUCCGUUAUAUAAACACUUCCUCUACACCUCUCAAACAUCGAUACGCCACUUAAAACAAGCAGCUUGUAAACAUUUGAAAAAAAAGCGUCAAAACAAAUAGAAAACUGGACAGAACGAAGCGAGAACUGUGUGUCAUUUCUGUUUCAAAAGGAGAUUUUACAUUUCAAGGUUAAGUUGAAGGGAAAACAUCGUCAGAAGAUACAAAUGAAGAGAUAGAAGUCCUUCAAGACUUCAUGGAGGAAAGUUUCAAAUGGGCUUUGGGGUUAUUAUUCAGCUUU
Sebastes umbrosus (honeycomb rockfish) is the source of this 2705-nucleotide messenger RNA. RefSeq names its product major facilitator superfamily domain containing 4Aa (gene slc60a1a). The transcript is spliced from 10 exons. The record is from RefSeq and is a predicted model, not a curated record. Lineage: Eukaryota; Metazoa; Chordata; Actinopteri; Perciformes; Sebastidae. The coding region runs from base 99 to 1592 and encodes 497 amino acids.